This is a messenger RNA of Symbiodinium natans, 1683 nucleotides long. Lineage: Eukaryota; Dinophyceae; Suessiales; Symbiodiniaceae. The record is from the annotation of a GenBank genome assembly.
AUGGCGUUGAGUAUAACGCCUUCGUCAAGGAUUGCAGAUCCAGCGUGGCAUGCGCCACACUGGCAGCACGGACGCCUCAGAGCAGUGCCUGUGCAGCAAGAUCCUGCCUUGGCGGUAGCGGCUGUGGCGGCUGUGACGGCCGCCGCUUGCCGAAGGCGAUGGUCGCGAUUGCCUUGUGCAGCUGAGCCGGCUGAGCCAGCCAUCAAAAGCGGCUUCCUGGCUUUCCCAGACUCGUUUGUGUUUGGGGUGGCCACGUCGGCAUACCAGAUCGAGGGGGCUUCCGACUCGUAUGGCCGAAAGCCAUCCAUCUGGGAUGAUUUUGCUCAUAGGCCUGGCACUACAAGCAAUGGGGCCACGGGAGAUGUGGCCUGCGACCACUACCAUCUGUUCAAGGAGGACGUAGACCUUAUGUCCAAGGUCAACAUCAAAGCGUACCGCUUUUCAAUCUCAUGGAGCCGAAUUCUAGACGGAAGUGGCCGCAUCAACGAGGAAGGGAUUCAGUUCUACUCGGACCUGAUUGACAGCCUCCUUGCAGCAGGCAUCGAGCCUUGGGUGACUUUAUACCAUUGGGACUUGCCCGCGGCUCUCGACUGGUUGGGACCCAAGGACUCCAUUACAUCGGCUUUUUCGACUUAUGCCCGCACCUGCUUCAACAGCUUCGGCGAUCGAGUGAAACGUUGGAUCACGCUAAAUGAGCCGUGGUGCAGUGCGGUGUUGGGCUACAACACGGGUGACCAUGCUCCUGGCCACACCGAUUCGGCUGACAGUGCACCGUACAUUGCAGGUCAUCACAUGCUCCUGGCGCACGCGGAAGCGGUGCGGGUUUUCCGCGAGGACUUUGCACAUCAGAAGGGUCAGAUCGGCAUUUCUCUGAAUGCCGACUGGCGUCAGCCAAUGGACGGCACCAGCGAGGCUCGGCAUGCCGCUCGCCGGGCCAUGGACUUCUCUCUUGGCUGGUUCGCACAGCCAGUGUUUGAGGGGGACUAUCCAGAAUGCAUGAAGAAAGCUUGCGGUGAGAGGCUUCCAGCCUUUACGCCUGGAGAGUCAGCACUUCUUCGAGGUUCGGCUGACUUCUUUGGUCUGAAUUGCUACAGCGCCAAUUUCGCCAAAGCUGCGCAACAGCCGCCGGAGGGCUCGGGCUAUUGGAAUGAUAUUGGCGUGGAGUGGUGGCACACGGAUCCAGAUUGGGAGAGAUCUGAUAUGGGUUGGCCGAUUGUGCCGUGGUCUCUGCGAGAGAUCCUGCUAUACAUUCAGAAGCGCUACCGACCAACUGGUGGGAUCUUCAUCACAGAGAACGGGUGUGCUUGCGAAAGUGACGAGUCAGCAGAUCUCGAUUGCAGGCCAGAUGCCCUCACACCGAUGGAGGCAGGUGAUGCUUGGAGGCAAGAAACAGAUUUUGUUUUCGAAGACCCGGAGCGUGUUCGCUUCUUCAGGGCUCACUUGAGUGCUGUGCACGCGGCCAUCUCCCACGGAGCAGAUGUCCGUGGCUACUUUGCUUGGUCCUUCCUGGACAACUUUGAAUGGGCUGAAGGCUAUACAAAGCGCUUCGGAAUUGUCCGGGUGGACUUCCCAACUCAGGAGCGAACACUGAAGUCAUCUGCGCGCUUUCUUGCCGAGGUCUUUAAGGCAAGUGGUCUUGAAGCCCCUUCCAAGGAGGAGCAGUAUGGCGGCAGAACCUUCUGA